Molecule: messenger RNA, 1440 nt
Organism: Diplodia corticola
Lineage: Eukaryota; Fungi; Ascomycota; Dothideomycetes; Botryosphaeriales; Botryosphaeriaceae
Product: alpha-mannosidase
Exons: 1
Coding region: 1-1440 (479 amino acids)
Source: RefSeq, a predicted model, not a curated record
AUGGCUUCAUCAUCGAAAAACCAAGAUAAAUUCCAGAUCUCCAACGUGCCCGUCGUGCUCGAAUGGCAAGAAGAACCACAACAUGGAGACGACGACGAUGCUUACCGCCAUCUGGGCCACACGCUCCCCGUGACGCUCGACGCCAAACUCGACCUCGCCAACGCCACGGCCUCGCUCAAACUGCGCAUCCUCCUCAGCCUCAAGGGCGCCGCCAAGCGCGUCCCGCUCUACCUCUUCAUCGACCCCCCCAGCAUCGUCUCCGCCUCCGCCUCCGCCUCCGCCUCCACUCCCACCGCCCCCCUCCGCCCACCCGUCCUCGACACCCUCACCCGCAAACACGCCUCCUCCACCCCCCUCUCCCUCACCUUCACCCUCACCCACCCCCCUUCCCUCAUCGCCCCCACCCCCACCCCGCCAACCCCGCUGACCGGCCCCUCCGCCGCCGUCCUCGCCUCCCUCCGCGCCGCGUGCCGCCGCACCGCCCUCACGCUGCACGCCCCCCGCGACCGCGUCCCCGCCGCCUACGUCGCCGCCCUGUCGGCGCACGCCAAGCCCGGCGCGCUCUCGGGCGUCCCGCGCGAGCGGGCCAGUCUGUACGGCGGCCGGGGCGGGAGCGCGGUCGACUGGGCCGCGGCCUCGUCCGAGGACGGGUGGGGGGAGCGCGGGGACGAGUCGCCGCCGUCGUACGACGAGUUGGGCGUGUUGCCGGAGGUGGAGCCGGUGGGGACGUCGGUGUCGGGGGCGCGGGCGGAGAGGGCGGAGAGGGCGCGCAGGAAGAGGGCGGGUACUUCGCCGGAAUCGGCGGAUCGUUGCACUCCGCCGCGGAAGAAGAGGGCGGCGGCGGCGGCGGGCGAGGGCGGCGGCGGGAGGAAGGCGCUCGCUGCGCCUGUCGUUGACGGUGAGAAGGUUGCGGCGCUGCUCGAGGUCGCUGGGGAUGGGUGGAACAGGGGCGUGGAUGAGCGCGUGGCCAUGUUGAGUGAGCAGCUGGAGGCGCUGAGGAAGGUUGUCGGUGGUGGUGGUCGUGUGGUUGGAGCGGCGGCGGCGGCGGGAGAUGAUGCGUCAAAAGUCGCCGCCGCCCCAGCGGACACAGGCGACGUCUGCACCCGUCUGGCACGGCUCGAGGCCGAGAUGGCGGCGGUGCGGGCGGAUGUCGCUGCUGCAAAUACGCGGUGGGAGGAGCUUGCUGAGCAGCUGCGCGAGCAAGCCAAGGAGGACAUGGAAAAGGUGCGAUGGUCUAUCGUGGAGGACAUGGAGCAUCUGCUCGCGCGGUCGAGGGACGAGGUCGUCGACGAGGCCGAGUGCCGGAUGGAAGACCGGUUCUUGUCGGCCAAGGAGGAGUUGAGGGAGGCGGUCGAGGAGGAGUGCGAGAAUGCAGAGGGGAGGAUAAAGGAGCUGUUGAGCAAUGGGGCUGCGGGGGUGUACUUUGAGUUUCCAAAGUAG